Molecule: messenger RNA, 2507 nt
Organism: Plectropomus leopardus (leopard coralgrouper)
Lineage: Eukaryota; Metazoa; Chordata; Actinopteri; Perciformes; Serranidae
Gene: flvcr2a
Product: FLVCR choline and putative heme transporter 2a
Biological process (GO): heme export; transmembrane transport
Cellular component (GO): membrane
Molecular function (GO): heme transmembrane transporter activity; heme binding
Source: RefSeq, a predicted model, not a curated record
GUUUUACAGCACAGUAAGUCAGGGUGGUGUAUUUGUAACGUUGUGUCAUGCUGCCGUGCUCCAGUUAUUAAGCGCUACAGAUGCCUGGUGGAAGAGAGUUUGACUGGGAGCAGCAUGAGGAUGAGUUACCUCAGGAGUGGAUGGAGGACCAUAGCAAGGCUGGAGGCAAUGACUGGCUUCCAACAAGGAAAGAGGUAACCAGUUUGGGGGAAUACAGGCACCUACCUCUGGGUGAAGGCAGUGACACCUCAGAGCCCUCGGCCCUGGACACCGCGCAGCUCAUCCCACUGAUGGAGACCAAGUUGUACAAGCGGCGAUGGGUCAUGCUGUCCAUCUUCAGCCUUUAUUCCAUGAGCAACGCCUUCAUGUGGCUACAGUACAGCAUCAUCAGCGACAUCUUCAUGCGCUUCUACAACAUCGGCACCCUGGCCAUCGACUGGCUCUCCAUGAUCUACUUCCUCACCUACAUCCCCCUCAUCCUGCCUGUCAUGUGGCUGCUUGACAAACGGGGCCUCAGGGACGUCUUGAUGGUGGGCGCAGCCUUCAACUGCAUUGGUGCCUGGAUCAAGACCGGCACGGCUGACCCCAACAUGUUUACCUUGACCUUCGUUGGCCAGUUUGUGUGUUCGGUGGGCACUGUUUUUAUCCUGGGCAUACCCUCUAGGCUCGCGUCCCUGUGGUUUGGGCAGCAGGAAGUCUCCACCGCCUGUUCCAUCGGCGUUCUGGGAAACCAGAUGGGUAUCGCCAUUGGGUUCCUGCUCCCACCCAUCCUGGUGCCGAAUGUGGACGAUAUGGAUGAGCUGGCGCACCACAUCAGAGUCAUGUUCUACAUCAGCGCAGGAGUGGCUACCUUCAUCUUCAUCCUCGUGGUCAUUGUUUUUCAGGAGAAACCAGAGAUCCCUCCUAGCCAGGCCCAGGCUCAGGCCAGGAGCAUCCCCCCCGAGGAGUACUCGUACACAGCUUCCAUCUUGAGGCUGCUGCGCAACAAGCCCUUCAUGCUCCUGGUGGUCAGCUACGGGCUGAACGUUGGUUGCUUCUAUUCUAUUUCCACACUGUUGAAUCGGAUGAUCAUUGACCAUUAUCCCGGUGAAGAGGUGAAUGCUGGGAGAAUUGGUCUUACUAUUGUCAUCGCUGGCAUGGCGGGGUCACUCAUAUGUGGCAUUUGGUUGGACAAGACCAAAACAUACAAACAAACCACCUUGGCCGUGUAUCUCCUCUCUCUGAUUGGCAUGCUGGUCUACACCUUCACCCUCAACCUGGGGCACCUGUGGUUGGUGUUUAUCACAGCUGGAGUUUUAGGCUUCUUCAUGACAGGAUAUCUGCCUCUGGGCUUUGAGUUUGCAGUUGAGCUCACCUUUCCGGAAUCAGAGGGAACCUCAUCUGGGCUUCUUAACUGCUCAGCUCAGAUCUUUGGAAUCAUUUUCACCAUCUCCCAGGGGAAGAUUAUUGAUAGAUGGGGCACUCUUGCGGGAAACAUCUUCCUGUGUAUCUUCCUGCUUAUAGGAGCUGUGCUGACAGGAUUCAUUAAGUCAGAUCUCCGACGGCAGAAGGCCAACCUUCAACAGAACGAGGUGCAGACAGUGAGUCCUACAGGCUCCGUGUCAUCAGCACAGGAUUACGGGGCCACAGCGUGCAGCGCCCACUGGCAUAAACCCACACUAAAAACCAAACACACCUGCCAAGAAAGCGACAGCUGAUGUAGAAGGAGCCGUCUCUUCCCCUGAAGUCCUGAAGGAGAGGAAGUUAUGAGGAGGACGGACUCUCUCAGUGACACAGUGUACAGAUCAAAAUAUAAACACUGACACUAUCAACAUGCCAAAACACACACACACACACACACCGCCACAGAGACACAAAAAAAAGGCUGCUGUGAAGAGUGAGCACACGCAGGGUGACUCACGCUGAGCAGCCCCCUGUGAGGCUUUCAAAACCAGCAGACCUGCGGUACAUCUGAUGUACUGUGACUGUGUGGACGCCACGCUCAGCACCUACCACGAGAGAUUCACACUAAUAUCCCAAGUGCAGCUAAGUUCAUCACAAACUGAGCACAAGUCCGAUCAUGCACAAAGGGAACGCACUUGGACCCUAAAUGGGUUUUACACCUCUUCACCCCCCCCCCAUCCAUCAAAUGAGCAAAUUUUAAACUGUGCGCGUUUCCUAUAUUGGACCAAUAUUGUGUGUAACUGAACUCAGUCUUUACGUCACUGAAGGCAUUCAUUUUAAUGAUAAGACACAGAUGACCAGGCUUCCUGCAACUUUUUACUAGUGAAUUUUAAGACUUUUCUAUUACGCUUUACCCCAUUUCGGUGAUUUUAUUUAAGUAGGUUAACCCUUUGAAACCUGGGCAAAAUGGCUUCAUUCUUUUUUUCCCAAAAAUAUGGUAGAAAGGCAAUGAGCAACUUAAGAAGAAAUAACAAAGAAAAUAGCAAGAAAUUAGUUAAAAGCACCAGAAAAUUACGUAAAAAUUACAGAGAAAACAACAAUCAGCCAACCAAAUAAACAAGCAA